This is a messenger RNA of Cydia fagiglandana, 2718 nucleotides long. Its product is annotated as F-box/LRR-repeat protein 4-like. Bases 260 to 1591 code for a protein of 443 amino acids. NCBI's taxonomy places the organism in Eukaryota, Metazoa, Arthropoda, Insecta, Lepidoptera, Tortricidae. Gene Ontology annotation, cellular component: SCF ubiquitin ligase complex. Gene Ontology annotation, biological process: SCF-dependent proteasomal ubiquitin-dependent protein catabolic process. The transcript has 9 exons. The record is from RefSeq and is a predicted model, not a curated record. Gene Ontology annotation, molecular function: protein binding.
AAUAUUUUGAUCUCGAUUGAAACUGAAUUUCUUGAAUGUUUACCUUGUUUUAACUCAUUUACCUCAUUUAAAUAACACGGAUUUGUGAAAUUUGCUGAUGUGCUUGGAUAUAUAACUUGGGGCAGCUCCAUAGAAUUUAGGUUGAAAACUAAAUUUACUCCGUGUAUGAGGAAUGUGUGAAUCCAAUUGCUUCACGACAUUUCAUCAUAUCAUUUCAUAAAUAAGCAUGCUUGUAAGUGCAUAGAAGAUUUUGUACAUCAUGAAGCGUAAGGAAACAGACUCAGAACUGGAAAUGGAUAUCCAAAUUCAACAAGUACAAAGCAAUAGUGCAAUAAUAAACUCCCUAAACGCGGACUGCUGGCGUCUCAUCUUAGACUAUUUAUCAGUUAAGGAGCUUCUGCAGACGGAGCUGACAUGCAAAGAUUGGCAAAAGCUGGUGCUCGAUCACAUAUCACAUCGGCCGAUCGUUAUCCACAGUAUGGAAAUUGACGAAAAUACCCUAAUAUUAAGACAGUCAAGUGACGCGUGGUGUUCGUUCAAACGUUGGCUGAGGAAGUGUGGCCACUCCGUUCAGGACUUCGACAUGGAUUGUAAACAUUACAAGGAUGUCGUGGAGACCCUUAGGGACAACUGCCCCAACUUAGUAGGCCUUAAGUUGAGCAGGUUAAAGAAGAAACUGUCGCCGACCGGCGCGCUCCACUUCCAGAAACUGACGUGGCUCGUGUUCGACUGCUGCGACGAGGUCACAGACGAUUGCGUCAGUCAAUUUCUAACAAACAGCUUAGAGGAAUUACGUAUUACUUAUAACAAGCGAGUAACAGGCAGAUUUCUUAACAAUUUGAAACCCGUUAAUAACAUGAAAAGUCUCGCCCUAAAACAUUGUAGAGCCUUGAGGUUCCCAUUUCUGCUGUCCGUCGCAGACCGUUUAACCAAUCUGACCGUACUAGAGUUAUGGAAACGGAAUCGUAGCAAAAUAGAAAUACGGGAUAAGCUACACUUGCUAUUUGGGAAAAUGCCUAAUUUAAGGGAGAUAGACAUAGAAAUCUACGAUAUGCUGAGAAGGCCUGACGAAGAGCGCCGUCUGACUGAGAGCAAUGUGUUUUUCGAGUCGAUAUGUCGGCUCAAGAGGUUGGGUCGGGUGAAUGCGAACUUCCAAGUGUGGGAUAACCAUCUGGAGGCUUUGGCGAGCAGCUGCAAGGAGUUGAUGGCUGUGGACUUGAUAUGCAAUCACAUAACGCGGCGCGGUCUGGACGCGCUGUGCCGCCACGUCGGGCCGCGCCUGCUCGAGCUCAACCUGGCCGAGAGCCUGCUCACCGACGACGACGUGGCCGCGUGUGUGUACGCCUGCCCCAAACUACUGUCCCUGGACCUGUCCGACUGCCCGAUGCUGGUGUCGGCCGUGCGGCGCGUGGCGGCGGCGCGGCGCGACAUGCGGCAGGACGCGAAGUACUCCGCCGAGACGUUCCUGCGCCUCCCCCUGCCGCUCACCAUGAGCAGGUGGGACUUCUACGGGGACGCGGAGGACUUCAAGGAUGUCGUCGACGUGCGUUUUAAUAGCGACGGUUAUUCCAGCGUGGAACGUCAAUACUGAACCAUCAGACCACUUAUCGUCUUAUUUGUGACCCUUACGCCAAAGACAGAGAGAAAUUUGUAAGUAUAGAGUGCUCACUCCAUACAUCAUUUUUGUUACAAAAACGACUGUUGUUUUCGUAGUCGACAUGUAGCGUCAAGUAGCAGAAUUAUCAGUACUACUACUUGACACAAGAUGUCACGUGUGUCGCGACUGACGAAAAAUAUAUUGAUCAACAAUUUACAAUAUAACUAAUAUAACAAGCAGGAGUUGAAAAUAGAGUUCCGGUUAAUACGGUUAUAAUAUUAGCUGAAAAUUAUUGUGCAUUAGACUGUCCGUUCGUCGCGACAUCUAUUGUCGAGUAGCAGUACUCAUAAUUCCGCUACUUGACGCUAGAUGUCGACUACGAAAAAAGGCUCAUUUAUAGUUCGUUUUUUUUAGCAUUAGAAAGAACUCCACAGAAGCAAGCGUGCAGUUUUUGUCAGGCUCUUUAAUUGUUAAUAAUUAUUGAAUUAUCUAAUGUAGCAUGGUCAAUGCAUAUAAUUUACAUCAAAGUAUUACCGCUAAAAGUGCCGGAUUUGGAACCACAAGCUUACUUCUGCGAAGUUCUUUCUAAUGCUAAAAAAAACGGACUAUAGACGGCGCGUGAACUCGCAUGCGAUUUUAGUUACAUUGCGGACUGUUCGUUACGUCCAAUUCAACCGACCGAUCAAAACCCCGCAAUGUAAUAAACUCGCAUGCGCUCCUAUAGUCGUUUUGGUCAGGCGUGGCUCACUCCGCGAUUUCGUCGCUUUGCUACAGUUAGCUAAAAGUACAUCCGUUCCACACCAAUUUUGGUGGCUAGCCAUAAGCCGCGCGUGGCGCUGUCGCCACCUAGCGGCCAUGCCUGUCCUGAUCGUAACAGACGCGUUUUGUUAGAGAGUGAGUCUUCUGUACUAUUAUUUAUUCUGUGUUUUGGUAACAAAACUGAUCUAUGGAGUGAGCACUCUAUGGUUACUUAUUUUUGGCAAAGACGUCAACUGACGCGCGCGACUACAGCGCAAUAUCGACCUUCGUGCAUUCGCAACAAGGUUCACAAUGACGCGCCGCGCACGGCGUGGCGUUGAAAGGUCCGACGGUCCAAGGUCGAGGGCACCUUGGUCGGGGCG